Molecule: messenger RNA, 429 nt
Organism: Cooperia oncophora
Lineage: Eukaryota; Metazoa; Nematoda; Chromadorea; Rhabditida; Trichostrongylidae
Source: the annotation of a GenBank genome assembly
AUGAGGGUUAGAACUAUCAUGCAGAAGGAACUUGACUCCGGAGAUGACGAUGAGGAUGAGGGAGAGGAGGACGACGGCGACAGCACCAGCGCAUCAAGCAGCGCUUCUGAGCACGAAUGGAGUGAAAGCGCUGAAGAGACGAGCGAUGAUGAAGCCGUCAGUUCAUCUGAUGAAGAAAUGGAUGACGAAGAGCUAAGUGAGCUGAAAAUCAAGCGAAACCCUAGGCAACGACGAAAUAUUCGCAGCAGGAAUAGGUACAGCCCGGAACCCAGCGGCUCAGUCAGUAAACAACGGAAGUCUGGCGAAGGAGACAAUGUGACUGAAUCGGAAUCGGACGGCUACCAUACCCCGGAUCAUUCGUUACUGUUCACCGAUCUUGUUGUGUCGACUUAUGGCAUUGAACAGGGCUCUGCUGGCGAUCUUAUGUGA